Messenger RNA from Harmonia axyridis, 2393 nucleotides. RefSeq lists its product as uncharacterized. Lineage: Eukaryota; Metazoa; Arthropoda; Insecta; Coleoptera; Coccinellidae. The coding region runs from base 963 to 2300 and encodes 445 amino acids. The record is from RefSeq and is a predicted model, not a curated record. The transcript is spliced from 7 exons.
GACCUCGCAUGAAACGACCCAAUAUGGUUAUUAAAAAGACAUUUAUUGACUCAAAAACUUCCAUAAAAGUGACAACAAAUGGAUGUUUUUUUGGGGAUAUUUUUUUCAUGUCUCAAUUUGAACAACACAACGACUUGAAAUGCGUACAUGAUGUCGCGGACAUUUCGCUGCAAAUGCGAGCGGGAGGCAAUGUUUUUAAUACAUCGCAUGCGAGCUUUUAGUUGCAAAGUUACUUCCAUGGUACUUCACAGUUACCUCCCAGUGUUUGCUGGGUAUUCACUUAGUCCGUUUUCUGGCUGAUCGAGCGAUAUUUCGAAAACUACAAUAGCUAUAGGCUUCCCGUUUUUUCAGUUUAAUUUGUGCGUUGGUGAAGUGAAUAUAUUAAAAUUGUUACAUUCUGUUUCGUCCAGCAGGACCAAAGGUAAGUUAUUUCAUUAUCGUCGUUAGGUUCCAAAUAAGUAUGAUGUAUGAAAUUAAUAGAAUUUAUAUCUUCAGUUUUGGUCAUGAUGAUGAGUGAUAUAAAAUAGCGUCCAUAAUUAGAGUGUUUCUCAAUAAAUAAACUAUUGAGACUUAUUUACAAGGUGUUGAAAACAGCUAGAGAUAAAGCCUCUGAUAUGUCAAUAGAAAAAAGUAUCAUCUAUUUCACAAUAUUUUGAUUAAUACGAUUUGUCUAACCCAGCAAACUCUUACUUACUUUUAAUAAUAUUGAUUAUAUUUUGCUCACUCUGGUUCUCAGAGAUGUAAAAACAAAAAGUUCCUAAUAUAUAGGGACCGAUAGAUUUUCAAACACAAAUGGAAAAAAAAGAUUGUAAUUUCUUAGAAUAUGAAUGUUAAUCCUUCCAAUGGAUUUUGAAUAUUCUUCAUAAAAAUAAUGUAUUUAUAUGAGCAAGGUCUCACCUUUACUGAUUUUGGAUGUUCCGGUUAAUCUCAAUAUAAUGGAGUUUUCUCAAAUAUAAACUAAUAUGAGGCCAUUAACACAAUCUUCAUAUAGAUUACUAUUUUCCCUAGGAAUAAUAAUGUAUGUGUUAUUGAAUAGUUCAACCAGAUACAUUCAAAGUACUCCUUAUUUUCAGAACAAAAAAAUGCCCAAACAAUUUAGUGAACUCAGCUCUAGGCAGAAGCAUCGUCGUAGGCAGCAGUUAUUAGGGACCUCUUCGAAAAUAGUUAAAUUUUCAUCUCAUAAAAAUCUGAAUCCAUCUCGUGAACUAAAAAUAAAAGAAGUUGUUGGAUUGCCAUCUGACCCAACCCUCAAUCCAGAGCUUUCUUGUAAAAAAUCAUCUCGAGAAUCAUCCCCUCUUCCGUCCACAAGUUCCUAUAAUCCACCACCACUGGAAAUAUCAUCAAUAGAUAUAAAUGACUCAUAUGAAGGACCCAGCUCAAGUGAUGAAGAUAUCAACAAAAACUGUGGAACUUCCCUAACAACAGAUUUAAGAGAAUGGGCUAUAGAAAGACAUAUAAACCACAAUGAUUUGUCUCAUCUUCUGGGAAUAUUGCGUAAACAUAAAAUUAUUGAUAUACCAACAGAUGCAAGAAGUUUUCUGAAUACUCCAAGAGGUGUGGUAACUGUUCCAAUGGAAGGGGGACCAGCUUUGCCCCCCAAUAUAGACGUAGCUAUACACAGUAAAAAUGGAGUGCAAUCAUGCAGUCAAAGUUCUCCGGGAAGCCCAAAGGUGUACACGUUGUUGGAAGCAGCUCCAAAUUGUAAAUCAGUUGAUAGUGAGGAUGAUGUGGCUGAUUUGACUGUGGCUGAUGAAGCUUCAGGAUACAAUAAUGAGCUCAUCAGUGAUCCACCCAUUAAAUCAGUCGAAGCCUGUUGUUCCAACGAGAAGAUAAUUAAUCUUUUAUUGGAUAUUAAAUUGGAAAUUGCUAACCUAAGCAACAAAUUGACUGAACAAGGGCUUUUCAAUUUAGAAAAUGACCCAAUAUUGGAAAACUUACCACUAAAAAAUUUGGAGGAUUUUCAAAGUCUCGAAGGGAAACUGGAUACUGAUCCAGUGUUGAAAAAAAAACUGUACAAAACGUAUGAGUCCAUAGGAGGAAAUGACAGUAGGGAUUUUGUGAUUCGAUGUCUGAAGAGGUCGUUCACAAAUGACAUGGCCGAGUUGUGUUCAUGGACUGGUCAAAAAGACAAUUACAAAGUAGCUGACAGUCCAGUAAUGAAAAUAUUACACAGUGCAGUAAAGAAGACAACUGGAGUGUCCGAAAAGGACUUCGAGAUAUAUGUCAAGGAUUGGCUCCGACAUGCCAAACAACGGAAGGAGAGGAUGUUGAAAAAAACCAAUAAAUUAAAAUAUAUAUAGUAUUUUUGUAUAGGUGGUCAAAUGAAGACCGGCUCUGUUUGUUAAUUUUAUUAUUUUAUGUUUUUUUAUAUUAGAUUAAAUAAUUAUUCAUUA